Molecule: messenger RNA, 1963 nt
Organism: Hordeum vulgare subsp. vulgare (domesticated barley)
Lineage: Eukaryota; Viridiplantae; Streptophyta; Magnoliopsida; Poales; Poaceae
Product: triacylglycerol lipase OBL1-like
Exons: 4
Coding region: 135-1709 (524 amino acids)
Biological process (GO): lipid metabolic process
Molecular function (GO): triacylglycerol lipase activity
Source: RefSeq, a predicted model, not a curated record
AUCGCAGUACGUACGGCUUGAGCUCUGAGCCACUAGACUAUCACAUGUGUCACACGGACCACGUAGCUUGCUAGAUAGAUAGGGAGGAAGCUAUAUAUCUAUAGCCAUAGCUCCCGCCGGUCGUUGAAGUGAACAUGGUGGCGGUGGCCGAAGCUGCUGGUACCUGUGGUGGUCCUCCUAAGGCCAAGAUGGCCGGAGGGGAGAAGCUGAUCAUCCGGUCCGACAAGGUCCGGCUCAUUGACAUCCUGUCGAUGCUGCUCCUGCGUCGGCCCAUCACCAGCUACUCCUUCGUGGAAGCCAGCGAGCAGACCACGCUCGACGUUGGCGACGAGCCUUGCGGCAUCAUCGUCCCGCUCACCGAGAUCAUCAUCAAGUUCCUCGCCGCCGCAUACUGGCCGGCCAAGGUGUUCUGCAUCGCCCUCGAGUUCCUCCUCAACUUCGUGGCGCUCAACGGCGGCAUGCUUGGCCUUGGCAUCAUAUGGAACAUCUUCAAAUGCAAGCUUGUGAUCCCGCUGAACCGGCAGGCGCCCGACUUCCGGACGAUAAUCGGGAUGAUCGAUGGGAGGACGGAGCUCAAGUUGGGCACGCCGGAGGUGGCUGGCGGUGGCGGCGAUAUGCGACAGCUGCAUGUGCACGACACGGUGGUCUUUGGCGAAGCUGCAGACCUAGAGAGCGGCGAAUGCACCCUAGCGGCACUCCUCGUCCAGCAACGGGACCCCAUCCCCGAGGUCACCGUCAUGGCGGCUAAGAUCGCGUAUGAGAACCCUGCAUAUAUUGAGAACGUUGUCAACAACGUCUGGAAGUUCAAUUUCGUGGGAUUCUACAACGGUUGGAACAGCUUCCUGAAUCAGGACACGACGCAGGCGUUCGUGAUGACCGACAGAGCCAAGGACGCGAGCGCGGUGGUGCUGGCUUUCCGUGGCACGGAGCCGUUCAACACCAAGGACUGGUCGACGGACGUGGAGCUGUCGUGGCUGGGCUUGGGCGCCAUGGGUCACGUCCAUGUCGGCUUCCUCAAGGCGCUGGGCUUGCAGGAGGUGGCCGAGGACAACGCCGAGCGCGCCUUCCCCCGCAAGGCCCCCAAGGGCAACAAGUCCUUGGCCUACUACCAGCUCCGCGAGGUGGUCCGGCAGCAGCUCGACAAGCACCCCGCCGCGCGGCUCGUCGUCACGGGCCACAGCCUCGGCGGCGCGCUGGCCGCCAUCUUCCCGGCUCUCCUGGCGCUGCACGAGGAGAAGGGCCUCCUGGGCAGGCUCGGCGCCGUGCUGACCUACGGGCAGCCGCGCGUCGGCGACGGCACGUUCGUCGGCUUCCUAACCGCCGCGACCAAGGCGGCGCGCUACGACCGCGUGGUCUACCGGUACGACUUCGUGCCCCGGGUGCCGUUCACGGCGCCGGUCGCCAGGUACAGCCACGGCGGGACCUGCGUGUACUACGACGGCUGGUACGACGGCAAGGAGCUCGCCGGCGACGAGCCCGACCCCAACUACUUCGACCCGCGGUACGUGCUGUCCAAGUAUGGCAACGCGGUGGGCGACCUGCUCAAGGCGGCGUUCCUCUGGGCCAGCGCCGGCAGCGACUACCGCGAGGGCAUAUGCUCCCUUGCAUACCGCUGCGGCGGCCUCAUCUUCCCCGGCUUCGCGUCGCACAGCCCACGCGAUUACGUCGACGCCGUCCGCCUCGGCCGCAUCACACCCAAGCAAAUUUAAUAGUACGACACAACGAUCGGCCGGCUAGAAAGACAGACGGUCCGGUCGAUGAAUAAAUCGCUUUAUAUGUCGCUAUACUUGAAAGGGUUUUUCUUUGAAAAGGAGGCUGAGACUCUCCCAGCCUCUUGUGUGUGCAAAGUGUGUACUAGUACUAGUAGUAUGUGAAUAAAGCCAUGGGUGAGUGUAACACGGUGUGACCACUACUAAUAUAUGUCUGGAAUGUAUCAUAAAUUUAAAAGUAUUGGUUGAAAGUA